GAAUGAUCGCUUACAUAAUGGGAUCACAAUGUAAUCCCUCCUUUUUCCGAACUUCUCCAACUGCUAUGGUUGCUCGAGUAUGAGAUGCGUCUUUCGCUGAUUCUUCUUCUUUCCGGUACAUUCUCUAUCGUUCAUGCUCUUCCCUCCGUGACCUCCAGGACUGAGGACAGCGAUGAAAUAACAAGCAGGUCGUCGUCUGCGCAUCCCGGAACGACGAGUUUUCUUUCCCACACCUCCCAGUCUGCAUCCCCCUCGCACAAACCCACGUCCGAAUCAACCCGGCAUGUGUUCUCCGCCCACACUUUACCUCCUCAGUACAGCGACCGGCCAGUCGGGAAUCCGCAGCCAGUGCCAACGCGCACUUUCGAACCUAGACCGAGACCGACAACACCCUUCCAAGGUCCCCGACACCAUGUGUCAAUCUCGGGUCUCAUCGUCAAGAUCAUCGGGAUUUUCUGCGCGAUUAUGACCCUUCUCGCGGUGUCCCGGUGCAUAUACAUAUACCGAAGGACUCCGCAGCGAGACCGCGUUCUUGCGGUCAUACACCGACAUCAACUACAGCGGGAGAUGGAGGAGCUGGAUCGCAAUCCGCCUGAACGACGCCGGUCGCUGGUCGAGCCUCCGCCGCCAUACUUGGGCCGACCACCGGAGUAUACGACAGACGAGACCACGCGGCUCGCUUCUCCCCGGCACAGUUCUUCGUCCGACGAGUUGCACACACCGGAAAUGCGGGAGCGGUGACAGCAUGUUAGCGAUCCGUCGACUCGUCACCGCGUGGAGAUCCAUCCCGCAGCGCAAACCUGUUGCGACCGGCCAUUUUAUUUCUGCGAAAAGCGGUCGGCGGAGCAUGCGUGCCAUUGCAAGGUGUACUACCAUCAUCUGGGACUUUGUAUCAUAUCAUUCAUGGACUCGGCAGUACAUCAGAGGAAUCGCGUGGAACUGUUCGGUACUUAUCGUGAAGCUGUUGAAACGUUCAGGGAUUGACAGGUUGGGUGGCUAUGUGUCCAUGAUCACUCGCUAACUGUGCUGAUCCCCUCGCGACCUGCUUUGCAGUCACCUCGAAGAUCGCGGGCUUUUCACCCCGCUUUCGCACGCGAUCGGACCGUUCUACCCCUAUCCUCCUUGACUGCGAGCCACUGCCCUCUCCUCGAUCGCAAGUUUGUCUCGUGCGACGGCUUUUGCCCCUCCUUAUCGCUCCCAAUGACCCGUUCGGAUUGCCACGAAGGAUUGCAGAUUCUUGCGGCCAGUCUCCAGUUCCUAGGUCCAGGCAACCAGUACUUUGUAUGAACCAAUGGGAUGUCUGUGUGUCUUUGAGCCCGCUCCGGCAAACUCUUCCUGAAGCCGAACGUUGACCCUGUACGUUAUCCACGUUUCCGGAUGGACCGACCUCUACGUCGUCUGUCCGAUCUUCGCACUUCGCCGGCGGAUGAACGCAUUUGCGAGAGGAUGCAUCAUGACGAGUUCCGAGGCCUGCGCCCCGCGGAACCAAUCGCAGAGAACGUAUAAAAACUCAAAAUUGAUUGCACCAGCAGCCCAUUCAAACCUUUUGGCAUGUCUGGCUCAGACUGAAUCUCCCAGUCAUCUUGGUGAAGUGAUCUUUGAUCAGACAAUUGCGUGUAAAAGUAAUCCUGGAAAGUGUACGGGUGGAGAUAAGGUGUUAGACGCGGUCUGAUCCUGUUAAGAGCCAUUAUCAACGUGUUCGACGCGCCCCGCAGGUGACUGAGGAUAGCGGAGAAUCAUCCGUGGGAUUUGCCGCGGUCACAGAGACGGCGUUCACUCCUGAUAUUUGAUGGCAGAGGUCGUCACAAAUAAACAACUUCAACUUCUCUUUCUGCCAAGGGACCCACACUCAGUCCUGGGCAUGGACUUGCCCACUGAGUCCUUUCGGCCAUCCCGCUCCGUUCCAAAUGGCAAUCAGAUAAUACCCGGGAGCACGCUGCAUGCUCAAACUCGAGAAAAAGUGGUCGAAAUCCUCGCCAACACCGCAAAUGGAUGUCUAGACGAGCUUGGAUUGUUCCCCGGGAUCAAACAACGAUACGAUGAAUUGCUGAAGGCCCACGAGCAAGCAAACAGGGCGAAUGAUGCGUUGUGGCGGGAUAAUGACAAGCUCGUCCAGUCUUGUUCUCAUCUUCGGAACAAGUGUACACAGUACCAGAGGGACAAUGUCAAGUUGUACGAAGACAACAGGACUCUCGUUCAGGAGCGCUCCCAUAUCUGCGGCGAGAAUGAGCAGCUCAAAAAACAGAAUAUGGUGUACGCGCGAUCUACUACACACUACGAGGUGAUGGGUGCCUAUGCUGCGUUGCAACGGGACAUGCAAGCGGCCGUGAACGAGAACGAGCUUUUGAAGCACGCUGUGAAAGAUCUGCAGAACAGUCUACACCGGUCGGGGGCAAACCCUGCAAUUAUCCAAUCUGCUGUUCCGGUGGACGUUCAUUCCCAUGGGCCCCCUCAUGUUCCGGCUUCUGGAAUGCCAGAACUCCGAAUAAGCACGCAUGUUACAAGUCAGAAUAAUCAUCCCCCUCUGCGUCGAUCUUCCAUGCCGAUGUCGAUGCCACAGACCAUGGCUGGUCUGGAGCAGGGUUCCCGGUCGAGCUCAGGUUAUGUGCCACAUAAUGCUGUCCGUGGGGGUAACGCGAUUCCCAACAUCACUCAACCUUCACGAACAGCUUCUGGCGCUGGGACGUCUUCGCGGCAACAUAGGCCUCCGCUCGUUCCCUCAAUGCCCAUGUCUGCUCCGCAGAUGCCGCUCCACUUCCCUCCUCCUCCUCGGUCAUCACACUCAACCAGCCCCCAGCAGCCUGGUCCUUCACUAAAAUCCUGGCAUCCGGUCAUGCGGCGGCCUACUGACCCUAUGGUCGGCAAUAUAGCGCGCCCUUUGUCCUCUGGCUCACUGCCACCCCAAACACCUUCGCCAUCUUCUCCCGAAUUUUCUGGUUACGUACCUGCAGAGUUGCAGCACCGUCCGAUUGUCCCUGCUUCGCGCUCGGCGUCAUCGACUGUUCCGAGCUCGCAUAUAUCCACACCGACACAGCCUCAGCCCUCCUCAUCUCUACAUAUAUUGACCCAGGCGACCAAUCGAAAUUCUGGGCAGCUGCCCGCUGUGGGGACAGUCCAGUCGCCUAUCGUUCUGGUAGACAGUCCGCUCUCGCGGCGACCAGAGUCGCCCCCGGAAGUCCACGAAGCGAUCACGCCCCCGUCGUCAGGCCCUCCUGUGACUGUGGCCGUGAGCACUGAUGAGCGGCGCGGUGAUGAGAUCGUGGUCGUCGAGCAUCCACCAUUGGCCGUGAAGAUGGAGGUGGAUGAGUCCGCAGAGGACGGGAUGCAGGAAGACGAUAUGGAAGAUAUGGACGAGGACGAUGAAAAUGAGGUUGAGGUGCGACUUGGGCCCGAUGGUCUGCGAUUGGUCGAGGACUCUAUCAACGAGAUCUUUGGCGACGAGACGGGCAGCAUCUGUGGGUUCUGCACUUUCAUCCGUGAUUCCGGGCUGCCCACAGAAGACAUCGACUUCACAAACAAGACGCUAGAAGAAAAGGUCGCACAUUGUAUUACCUCUCACCCCGACUCUUGGGACGCAUUUCGGCGUGCCGGCGGGGAAUGAUUGGUUUCUUGUUUCCAGUUUAUUCUUGACGAUUGUAGCUUUAACACCGUAGAUAUCUUGCUAUUUUGUUGUAUCGCAAUCAUUGUUCACAUAAGGACACUAGCGCAUGAAUAUACUCGAUGCUUCUUGUCUUGCAACUUUCAUAUGUUUCACAACAUUAGAAUUGCA
Molecule: messenger RNA, 3769 nt
Organism: Mycena citricolor
Lineage: Eukaryota; Fungi; Basidiomycota; Agaricomycetes; Agaricales; Mycenaceae
Source: the annotation of a GenBank genome assembly